AUGUCGUUGUAUUCUAUAACAUUUAUAUUUAUAUGGUUAUCAUUGUUAUGUAAUCUAGUCAAUGCUGAUAAUCUUGGAGGAUAUAUUGGUGGAAGUAUUGGUGGACUUAUUAUAUUAAUUCUUGAUAUUAUUGCUAUUGUUGAUGUUCUUGGAACACCUCGUAGUAUACUUGGAAAAUUACUUUGGAUAUUAUUAAUUAUACUAUUUCCUAUUGGUGGUUUGAUUAUCUGGUUACUUUGUGGACGAAAAACAACUCCAGUUAUUUGA
Molecule: messenger RNA, 267 nt
Organism: Rotaria sp. Silwood1
Lineage: Eukaryota; Metazoa; Rotifera; Eurotatoria; Philodinida; Philodinidae
Source: the annotation of a GenBank genome assembly